Molecule: messenger RNA, 1360 nt
Organism: Arvicola amphibius (Eurasian water vole)
Lineage: Eukaryota; Metazoa; Chordata; Mammalia; Rodentia; Cricetidae
Gene: Polr3gl
Product: RNA polymerase III subunit GL
Exons: 8
Coding region: 165-821 (218 amino acids)
Biological process (GO): transcription by RNA polymerase III
Cellular component (GO): RNA polymerase III complex
Source: RefSeq, a predicted model, not a curated record
GAUUGGCCAGGGAACCCACCAAUGGAGAGCUCGGGGAGGCGGGCCUAGGACGCGGGCUGGAGGAAGAAAAGCGAAUUUCAAGUUGGCGGCUGCGUGGGCCCCGAGUGGGGGUGGGACGGCAGGUUUUUCUCACUGGAUCUUGGAGUAUCCAGGCCCCCUCCACCAUGGCCACCCGGGGUGGGGGCCGGGGUCGUGGCCGAGGCCAGUUGACCUUCAACAUGGAGGCUGUGGGCAUUGGGAAGGGCGAUGCUUUGCCCCCACCCACUCUGCAGCCUUCUCCACUCUUCCCUCCCCUGGAGUUCCACCCCGUGCCUCUGCCUGCGGGAGAGGAAGGGGAGUACGUUCUGGCACUGAAGCAAGAGCUGCGUGGGGCCAUGAGGCAGCUCCCAUACUUCAUCCGGCCAGCUGUCCCCAAAAGAGAUGUGGAACGUUACUCAGACAAGUAUCAGAUGUCUGGGCCCAUUGACAAUGCCAUCGAUUGGAACCCUGACUGGCGGCGGCUGCCCCGAGAGCUCAAGAUUCGAGUUAGGAAACUACAGAAGGAACGGACCACCAUUGUCCUCCCCAAGAGGCCCCCUAAGAGCGCAGAGGAGAAGGAGGAGACAAUACAGAAGCUAGAGACUCUGGAGAAGAAAGAGGAAGAAGUGACUUCAGAGGAAGACGAAGAGAAAGAAGAAGAAGAAGAGAAGGAAGAAGGGGAGGAGGAGGAGUAUGACGAGGAAGAGCAUGAAGAGGAGACUGAUUACAUCAUGUCCUAUUUUGACAAUGGAGAGGACUUUGGAGGUGACAGUGAUGACAAUAUGGAUGAGGCUAUCUACUGAAAAUCUGGACCUGUAUAUCUUUCUUGGUCUGAAAGAGAGGGUCUAAAAUUGUUUAGGGUUUUCCGUGGUUGUGCUAUUAUUGUUUUUGAGAAAAGGAUCUCACGUAGCUCAGGCUGGUCUAGAACUCAGUAUGUAGCUGAGGUUGGCCUUGAACUCUCGAUCCUUCUACCUCCACCUCCCAAGUCUUGAGAGUACCGGGGUACACCACCACAGCAGACUUCCCAUUAUUUACUUUUGAGGGGAGUCACUCAGUCAGAAUCCAGGGGACCCGUGUGCUCCCUGGGGUUGUGAUGAACAGCAGCGGCAAGGAGCUGGCUUCCUUCCUCCUCACUCUCCGUGUGGCCCUCACACCUGCGGAAAGGACUGCUAUCUAAGUAUGAAAGACCGGUUGAAGUGUAACUGGGAUGUCAGAGGGACAGCUGCGUACACACCGCUACUCCAUCUUUAUAAGCCUUAUGGACAAACUUGGGGUGGAAACAGUCAAGAGGAAUAAGGCCUGUUUUGUAUUUUUAAAUAAAAUGUUUGCAUCUGUCUCCUUA